Lactuca virosa is the source of this 915-nucleotide messenger RNA. Lineage: Eukaryota; Viridiplantae; Streptophyta; Magnoliopsida; Asterales; Asteraceae. The record is from the annotation of a GenBank genome assembly.
AUGUUAUCCUAUCAAGUCAUUUUCCCUAAAAGAAAAUCCGUAUAUGACCGUUCUUCGUCGAGUGUAAGAUUUGCUGCCGAGGAGAUGAGUGAUGUAUUUGAAGGUUACGAACGCCAAUACUGCGAGCUUUCGGCUGGAUUGUCGAAGAAGUGUACAUCGGCUAGUCUUCUCGAUGGAGAGCAAAAGAAGCAGAAAAUUUCUGAAAUAACAGCUGGACUCGAACAAGCUGAAGCUCUGAUACGCAAAAUGGAUCUAGAGGCAAGAAGCUUGCAGCCAAAUGUGAAAGCUGUGCUCCUUGCUAAACUAAGGGAAUACAAAUCUGAUCUGAAUAAUUUGAAGAGUGAAGUUAAACGACUUGCAUCAAACAACUUAAAUCAAGCUGCAAGAGAUGAGUUGUUGGAAUCAGGAAUGGCAGAUGCAUCAUCGGUUUCAGCAGAUCAAAAAGCAAGACUUCUUAUGUCAACAGAGAGAUUGAAUAAAACAAGUGGUAGAGUAAGAGACAGUAGAAGGACAAUGCUGGAAACUGAAGAGCUUGGGGUUUCAAUUCUUCAAGAUUUAAAUCAACAACGACAGUCUCUCUUGCAUGCCCAUGGAACGCUUCAUGGAGUUGAUGACAACAUAGGCAAAAGCAAAAAAAUCAUGACCAACAUGUCGCGAAGGAUGAGCAGGAAUAAGUACAUAAUCGGGUCCAUAGUUGCGGUUCUUGUUAUUGCCAUCGUCUUGAUCCUCUACUUCAAAUUGAGGAAGUAGAUUCUCAAUUUCAAGUAAAGCUAUUUUAUUUUAUUUGAUACUCAAGAGUGUUUCCCAACUCAUUUGUUGGCUUUUGUUAUUCUUGCAUGUGUGCUCUUCCUUGUGGAUUUGUGAUAUUUAAUUUCUAUUCAAAACAUGAAAAUCCAAAAAAAAAAAAAAAAAAAA